Messenger RNA from Puntigrus tetrazona (Sumatra barb), 2860 nucleotides. RefSeq names its product zgc:103586. Gene Ontology annotation, cellular component: cytosol. The transcript is spliced from 8 exons. NCBI's taxonomy places the organism in Eukaryota, Metazoa, Chordata, Actinopteri, Cypriniformes, Cyprinidae. Gene Ontology annotation, molecular function: zinc ion binding; cytidine deaminase activity. The coding region runs from base 1883 to 2284 and encodes 133 amino acids. The record is from RefSeq and is a predicted model, not a curated record.
ACAGAACUGUGAAAACAUACUGUUUGACUCACAGCAGCUCUAUUCAGCUGUGCCAUUCACGUCUUCACAAUAAAGCUAAUUUUGGGGGUCCUCCUCAUAUUAAGUCUAUAAGGGAAAUCGAUAAGAGAGAAUUCACCUUUUUAUGGACUUUUUGAGAAAUCGUUGAAGAUGGAGGCUACUGAGACAGCUGCCAGAAAAUCUUUCAUCGUGGUGAUUAACAUGAUUGUGUGGAUGAUUUUAAUAACAGCUAUUGGAUUAGGAGCAAUCCAUUUCUACGAGUGCCCCGUCCAGCCAAAUCUCCCCACCUAUGUGACUGUGAUUGGAGCGGCUGGUCUGCUCUCACUGUUGAUCAUGUACCUGAGGAACACUUUAGACGACUGUCUGCUGGUUGGGUUCUGCGGCGCCUUCAGCUGUACGCUCUACCUAUUCAUUGUGUGCUGGUUCAUUGCUGGUACCUACUGGAUUUACUCCAUAUAUCCUCCCAACUAUGUUCCCACUGGAGACCACUGUCACAAAACCCUGUAUCUGUUUGCAUUUUGGAUUAACAAUCUAGGCUUUCUGUGUGUGUUCAUACUGUCCCUUUUUGCUUUGUAUACCACUUUAACACGUAAAGGCCUUUUGUUCACCGACAGAACCCUAUAUGUUAAAAUUUAGCUGCAGACCUGUAGGUAACUUACAGUUAUUCUAAUCAACUUCCAGAAAAUGUGCUUUAUUAUUUAUACUGGUAUGAGUGAUUAUAGAAGCGUAGAUUAGAGUGAGUGAGAGAAUGAUAUUGAUUUCUUUUAAAACAGUUCAGUAAACUACAGGUUAAUUGAGAGCCUUAUGAUUUAUACACCAUAUUUUCUGUUUUGUGAUUAAAGGGUUAUUCCAAACACAAGCACAGCAUUAUUUUGCUUCUCUGAACAACAUGGCGGUGUUUGUUUCCUUUAAAUGGUUCGGCUCACUCACUUAUCUACAGUGACUUACUGCCACCUACUGGCAGUAAUUUCAAAUAUCAGCAUUCAAAAAACAUGGAUCAUUUUGGUGGAAAAAAAUUAUGUCUCUUCUGUUUUUAUGUCUGCUGUUUAUUUAAAACAUUUUACAAUUUACAUAACUGUUUUUUUUUUUUUUUAAACGCAUUUUAAAAUGUCAUUUAUUGUGAUUUCAAAGCUACAUUUUAGCAGAAAUUCUUCUGAUAUUCAGCUGGAAUCUUUUUCAGUUGAUAAAUAGAGAGAUCAGAAGAACAGCAUUUAUGAAAUAUAAAUCUUUAGUAACAUUGUAAAUGUCUUUAUCAUCACGUUUGAUUAUUUUCAAUUUCCUUUCCUAAAUAAACUUUAGAAUGUGAGCUACAAUGUUAGAACAGCUAUUUGUUUCAGAUAAAUGCUGAUAUUUGGAUCAUUCUAUUCAUCAAAGAAUCUUUAUAUGAAAAAUUCAUACCUUCAUUUAUUCAUCAGAAUAUUUUUUGUUAAUUAUUUAUUAACAUUUGUAAGCGUCGACGCAAGCAACACAAAUACUAGCACAUAAUUUGGUUAAAUUUCUUUCUGUUUGUUUUUAAAUAUUAGCUUUUUUUUAUUAUAUCUUUUAUUGUGAAAAGCGGUAAAUAUCAAAAUACGUCAAUUAAAAAACGUGCUAAAUUAAUCAAUUAAAAAAAAAAAAAUCCUUGCGUUUUAAAUUAUUCAUGAGAGGGUUGUUAGCAAGGAGGUCUGUUAUUGGUUGUUAGGGUCGUAUGCCCCGCCCACAGCACUUGCGCCGGGUCAGUCGUCCUGUCACAGCACUCGUCCCAGAAAUGUCAUUAUUCCUGGCGAGGCAACAACAACAGCUGUUCGCAAAACUGCGUUAUAGUUUGAAAAUACGCCGUCAGAAGGGCUAUAUCUAGUCCGGCGUAACAAGACGGCUAGUUGUUAUGGCUGUCGCGGAACUAGUGGCAAAAUGCUUGCAGGCACGAGAAAUGGCUUACUGUCCGUACAGUGGGUUUCCAGUCGGUGCUGCUAUUUUGACGACAGGGGGCGCCAUUAUCACUGGCUGCAAUGUUGAGAAUGCCUCCUAUGGCCUUACUGUGUGUGCGGAGAGAACUGCCAUACAGAGAGCUGUCGCAGAAGGAUACCGGAGAUUUACAGCCAUAGCUGUCACAUGUGAUAUCAAAGAUAGUUUUGUGGGACCCUGCGGUGCUUGUCGACAGGUAUUAAUGGAGUUUGGCACAGAAUGGGACGUUUACCUCACUAAGCCAGAUGGAACCUACAGGAAGACAAGUCUCAGAGACCUCUUGCCUUUAGCAUUCACCCCGGCUCACCUGCAAAAGAACUGAAUGCACUACCCUAGAAAUGUUUUUUUAAAAUCUAAAUUUAGGAUUGAUACCACCGUGAACUGUACAUGAGGCCAUUUCAGUCACAACAUCAUCCUUAUGCACCUAUACAAUAGGUCUUAUUUAUUAUAUGAAGUUCUUAUAGAUUUUUUUUUAAGUCUAAACCUUCUGUCCCUUUUUUAUUUAGAGAAUAUAUAGACCAGGGUCGGCCAAUCCUGCUCCUGGCGACUGACUAUCCUGCAAAGUUCUGCUCCAACUCUAAUCAAAUAGUGAUUGAUAUGGAUAGAAUGGUUUAACGCAUAAGUAAUACAUUCAUACACAAAAGUAUGAAAUUAUGCUGUAAUUAGGAUCUAUUGAGAUUAUGUGAAUUAUAUUGAUCCCUAAAGAGAGGUCUGUUGGUUGACCUAAUUCACAUGUACGGUCAAAAUUUUGGUAUCAGUAGGUUUUCUUUUUUAAUAAACGAACACGAUUAUUAUUUAUUUAGCAAGGACACAUUAAAUUGAUCAAAAGUUACAAUAAAAAGCUUUAUAAUGUUAUAAAAUGUAUAUAUUAUUAAUAUUAUAUAUAUAUAUAUAUAUA